GUGAGACCAAAUCUGUGUUUGCUCUUCUUUGAGGUUUUUACCAUAGAAACUUAUUUGAGGUCUGAGCAAUUUAACAUUUGAAGACAAGGACUGAACAAGAGGAACAAAAUGGCAUUUAUUCCAUCUGUUAAUGGACAAGAUACUGAAAUACCAAAGCUGGCACCUUCAGAUUUGUGUCUGGACAAACCUGCUGUGGACAUGAGCUCGGCAGAGAAGUUCCUAGAGCGCUCUAUGGCUCUGAUCCUGGAGGAGGCAGUAAAGAGGGCCACCAACCGAUCAGAGAAGGUGUGUGAGUGGGUGUCUCCGCAGCAGCUGCAGCAGCUUUUGCAAUUGGAUCUCGGAGACACGGGAGAAUCUGAGGAGGAGCUGCUGCAGAGGUGCAGGGACGUCAUCAAGUACAGCGUCAAGACUGUCCACCCACGUUUCUUCAACCAGCUGUUUGCCGGGAUGGAGCCUUACUCUAUGGCAGCCAGUUUUAUUAUAGAGGCACUUAAACCCAGCAUCUACACUUAUGAAGUGGCCCCAGUCUUCACACUGAUGGAGAAGGUUGUACUGAAGAAGAUGAUUGAAGUGAUUGGAUGGGAAGAUGGAGAUGGGAUUUUCAAUGCAGGUGGGUCUCUGUCCAACAUGUAUGCCAUAAAUCUGGCCAGAUUUCACCACUGUCCUGACAUCAAGGAGCUCGGCAUGUCAGGCUCUCCGCGAAUGGUCCUCUUCACUUCACAGGAUUGUCAUUACUCGAUUGCCAAAGCUGCAUCAUUUUUGGGCAUUGGCACCAAGAAUGUUUACACAGUCCCAUGCGAUGAAAGAGGCAAGAUGAUUCCUAGUCGUUUGGAGGAACUGAUAUUAAAGGCCAAAAAGGAGGGAGCACAACCCUUAAUGGUGAAUGCCACUGCAGGCACCACUGUCCUGGGAGCGUUUGACCCAAUUGAAGAGAUCGCAUACAUUUGUGAGAAGUAUAGGCUUUGGCUGCAUGUAGAUGCGUGUUGGGGGGGAGCUGCUAUCUUGUCCAAGAAGCAUAAACACUUGGUACAAGGCAUCCACAGAGCCAACUCCGUGGCAUGGAACCCACAUAAGAUGAUGAUGGUUUGUCUGCAGUGCUGUGCCUUUGUGGUUCGAGACCAAAAGCAUCUUCUUCAACGCUGUUACUCCUCCAAAGCGCGCUACCUCUUCCAGCAGGAUAAGUUCUAUGACGUUAGUUUUGACAGUGGAGAUAAGUCCAUCCAGUGCGGCCGCAAACCAGACGCCUUCAAGAUCUGGCUCCUGUGGAAAGCUCUGGGCAGCAGCCAACUGGAACAGAGAGUGGAGCGCGCCCUUGCCAUGGCACAGUAUCUGACACAGCAGAUGAAAGCUCGGCAAGGGUUUCGGCUGCUAAUGGAGCCUGAAUACGCCAAUGUGUGCUUCUGGUAUGUUCCCCCAAGUCUGAGAAAUGUCCCAGAUGGCCCUGAGUUUUGGAACAAGUUACACAAGGUAGCUCCAGUGAUAAAAGAGCGUAUGAUGAAGAGGGGCAGUCUGAUGAUCGGGUACCAGUCUCAUGGGGACAAGGCAAACUUCUUCAGGAUGAUUAUUAUAAGUCCUCAGGUCACCACUGAAGAUAUGGAUUUUGUGCUGGAUGAGAUUCACAGUUUGGGACAAGAUCUGUAAAAACUACUACUGCUACAACUACUUCUACCGUUCUUCAACAUAUACCAGUAUAAUUAUCUAAACAACUGCUCAUGACAGAUUGCCCUCUAUAUUUUUGUAUGUGCCUUUUUACCUUCUAACAUAACUGAGACAUUCAUAACUGGACUGCAUAGCGUGCUAUAGUAUUGCCACCUCACUGUCCGGUUUCAAGCUUUUCACUGAAAAUGACUCCUUAGCCUCUUCCUUGUGAAAUUAUUCCGUGAGCCAGUGGUAUCUAGUUUUACACUCUUGAUUAAAUGAUUGAUAUUACUUUUCACAUCUGUCAUGCUUACAGUUUAACUAUUACUAAAAAUAAAUAGAAAUUUUUACCACUGACUUCUAUAAAAUUGCUCUCUUAUUCUGCAGUAUACAAAAAUAACCAGUAGACAGUGCCUCUUAUUUUACACUUUCAAUGUCGUAUAUAUUUUUCUUAACUCUCUUCUCCUCUUCUCGUUAAGCUUUUUUAAACUUUUUUUUUACUUCAUCUAUUUAAACUUCUACUAUAUUUUACUCAUUUCAAAUACUGUACAACUUUUCAAAACAUUCACUUCUGAAAACACCACCUGUAUGCAUCACCCCUGACAUGACCAACUCGAAGCCAAGAGCAACAGUUCAGGGGUUUCUAUGGGUAUCCUCACACAGGGCUUUUCUCUGAUUAAAACUAGAGUUGUGUUCUCCUGAAAGUCCGAACUUUACUUUACGUGUGAAUAAGACAAAUAAACUCUGAUCC
Messenger RNA from Periophthalmus magnuspinnatus, 2389 nucleotides. Its product is annotated as acidic amino acid decarboxylase GADL1-like. The coding region runs from base 109 to 1641 and encodes 510 amino acids. Gene Ontology annotation, cellular component: cytoplasm. Gene Ontology annotation, molecular function: pyridoxal phosphate binding; carboxy-lyase activity. Lineage: Eukaryota; Metazoa; Chordata; Actinopteri; Gobiiformes; Gobiidae. The transcript has 15 exons. Gene Ontology annotation, biological process: carboxylic acid metabolic process. The record is from RefSeq and is a predicted model, not a curated record.